Molecule: messenger RNA, 1954 nt
Organism: Myotis myotis
Lineage: Eukaryota; Metazoa; Chordata; Mammalia; Chiroptera; Vespertilionidae
Gene: CCDC12
Product: coiled-coil domain containing 12
Exons: 8
Coding region: 35-916 (293 amino acids)
Cellular component (GO): post-mRNA release spliceosomal complex; U2-type spliceosomal complex
Source: RefSeq, a predicted model, not a curated record
CAGCCACAGCUCGUAGAGUCGCUCCGAGGCGGCCAUGGCCCGGCCCGGCUCCGGUCCUGCUGCGCGCCACCUGCCGCCGCCACCUCCUCCGCGCCGCCCGCCGGUUGCCCUCGGCCAGGCCCAUGGGCGGCGGGCGUCACUCCGGGGCGGAGCGGCGAGGAACUCCCAGGGCAGCCCCUCUACACUGGCCUUUUCUCCUGCCCCGUCCAUCCUGCCACUGAGUGGACAUUUCCUGUAUCUGCUACCUGCAUACCAGGCACCCCACCUGAUGCAGGAGAUAGGGAGCCAAAAGACCCAGGACUUCCGGCUCUCUCAUUUUCGUCCUCGGAUUGGCUGUGAGAGUCAUCUACUCAUUGGGCCUGCGCAGUGUAAAACUGACGGAGAGGAGGGAUUGGCGGGCAAGAUGGCUGCUGCUGCGGCCGGUGUGGGCCGGCUAGAGGAAGAAGCGUUGCGGCGAAAGGAACGGCUGAAGGCCCUGCGGGAGAAAACCGGGCGCAAGGACAAGGAAGAUGCGGAGCCACAGACCAAGCAGCUUAGAGAAGGGGAGGAGGAGGGCGAGAAGCACAGGGAACUCAGGCUGCGGAACUAUGUCCCCGAGGACGAGGACCUGAAGAGGAGGCGGGUGCCCCAGGCCAAGCCCGUGGCAGUGGAAGAGAAGGUGAGGGAGCAACUGGAGGCCGCUAAGCCCGAGCCAGUCAUUGAGGAAGUGGACCUGGCCAACCUCGCACCCCGGAAGCCGGACUGGGACCUCAAGAGAGACGUAGCCAAGAAGCUGGAGAAGCUGGAAAAGCGGACCCAGAGGGCCAUCGCCGAGCUGAUCCGUGAGUGCAGGCCUGGCGAGGCGGGUCCCUGCCCUCUGGGUGGCAGCCCAGGUGCGGGGCCUCUCCCACCCCCUGUCUGCUGUCCAUCCAGGUGAGAGGCUGAAAGGCCAGGAGGACAGCCUGGCCUCUGCAGUGGACGCCACCAGUGAACAAGAGGCCUGCGACUCCGACUGAGGCCUGCCCCGUGGGAGGAAGGUGUUGGACAGCGUGGGGGCUGAGCUGGCCAUCACUUCCCGUUUGCCUUCAGAGCAGUGGCUCCCCACCCCGUCAGGGGGAGCCCGCCGUGGGGAGAGCCAGCUGCUUGUCUCCCGAGCAGCUCUGUGGCCUGCGCACGUGUGUGUACAUGUAUAUAUUGUGGACGGUCUUUUCUGUAAAUAGAAGUAAGCAGACCCCUGUGUGUGGCACAAAUCUAUCAAAUAUUUCCUGGGUCCUUGGGGUGCUUGAGUUUGGGUCCCAGACAGGGUGUGUAGAGGUGAUGCUUGAUUGAGAAAGCCCUGUGUGUGGCUGAGCAUAUGGGCUGACCUUCCGGGCUCAGUCCUUGGGCAGCGGUCAUCUCAGAACCCUGGAGGGACAGAGGUCUGAGAGAGUCUGGAGACCUGCGUGGGGCUAGGCUUGCUGUGUUUCGUGGGGCAGCUAGAGAGGCUCCCCCUGCUCUGUGGGCCCCUCGCAGUGGGACAGAGGGAGGAGCCUGGGUCCGUGCAGGGGUCAGCUUGGACCCAUUGCCACCACGAUUGAAAUUGAGGUUCCAUGGAAAAGGAAGAGAGAAAGGAUGCUGGGAGGGCAGCCAGCAGGGCCUGCCACAGGCGGUAGGAAGAAAUGGUGAGCAAAGAUAGGUAGACAUUGCAAAAAUCAGCAUUGACUGAUCUAGCAAGACAGAGGUAACAACAAAAAAAGACACAAAUUAAUAUAAAUAUUAGGAGUGAAAUAAGGUGAUCACUACAGAUUCCCCAGACACAAAAGGACAGGAAGGGGGUAUUGUAAGUAAAUGCCCAUGUGAGUUUGACAGGCUGAUGAAAUGAACCAAUUCCUUGAAAAGCAUAAACUACAAUUCACUCCAGAUGAAGGAGGUCAUUUGCAUAGCCCUGUAACUAUUAAAGACCCUGAAUUCAUAAUUAAAAAACCUCUGAAAAAUC